AUGAUUGAACGUUUACCAACACAACCAAUAACAAUUGUUAGCCAAAAUAGUGUGAAUAUUAACGGUAGUAAUAGUGAUUUAAUAACAACAGCAGAAAAAAAUGAAUCUCAAAAAUGUUCCGAUAUUGAUUACACUAUUUCAAAUACUAAAAAUCAUAUAAAAUCAAUUGAAUGUUCUGGUUGUUAUCAACAAAUUGAUGAAAAAUAUUAUUUAUGUGUUGCUGAUAAAUAUUGGCAUUUGACAUGUUUAAAAUGUCAUGAAUGUCAAAUGGUAUUAGAUAAUGAAUUAACUUGUUAUUCAAAAGAUGGACUACUUUUUUUUUGCCGAAAAGAUUAUUACAAAUAUUCUGGUCGUUAUCGUUGUCAAAAAUGUCAUCAAUCAUUGACACCUAAUGAUUUAAUUAUGCGUGCAUGCGAUUAUUUAUAUCAUAUUAAUUGUUUUUCAUGUUGUUUAUGUCAACAAUUAUUAAAACCUGGUGAUGAAUAUGGUUUACGUGAUUCAUUCUUACUAUGUCGAUCACAUUUUGAACAAUCAUCAUCAAUUUUUGACGAUUCAUUAUUGUUACCAUCAUCAUUUAUCGAACAACAACUUAAAUCAUCACCACAACUACCAUCAUCUGAAUUUAUUAUGACCGAUUUAAAUACAACACAACAAUAUUUUCCAAUAAAAUCCAAUAGACAACAGCAGAGUAGAAAACGAAAGUUAAAUGAUGUUGAAAACGAUUAUAAUAUUCAUCAUUCAACAACAGGCCUAUUUUCGGAUAAUCGUGAAAAUUCAAUAUUAACCGAAACAUUUUUAUUCCAACAACAAAUUCUCAACUCAUCAUCUUCGCAAACUGCUCAUCAACAACAGCAACAACGACAAAAACGAAUGCGUACAAGUUUUAAACAUCAUCAAUUACGUAUUAUGAAAACAUUUUUUACUAGUAAUCAUAAUCCAGAUGCAAAAGAUUUAAAAAGUUUAGCACAAAAAACAGGUUUAUCAAAACGUGUCCUACAGGUCUGGUUUCAAAAUGCUCGUGCAAAAUAUCGUCGUAGUUUACUUCAAGAUCAAGAUACGAAACAAGACGGCUCAUCAUCAUCAUCUUCUACAUCUAUCUCAUCCUCAAUUAUUAAUAGAAACCCUGAGGAUACGAUCAUAUUAAAUCGGAAGGAAACUGAACUACUUGACAUGCUAACAGAUGAUCAUUCGAGUGAUGGUGAUUUAGGUGGACAUGGUGAUCUAAGUCGAGAUUCUGUUACGGACACCGAAUAUCAUCAUUUAACAUCUUAUAUCGAUGAUUAUACUUAG
Molecule: messenger RNA, 1290 nt
Organism: Didymodactylos carnosus
Lineage: Eukaryota; Metazoa; Rotifera; Eurotatoria; Philodinida; Philodinidae
Source: the annotation of a GenBank genome assembly